AUGGAAAUUAACAAAGAAGUGGCUCCCAGGGAGGAAGAGGAGAAGGUUCGCAUGACAGAAGGGGAGGAGGAUCCUAUGGAGGUAGAGGAAGUGGUUCAUAGGGCAGAAUGGGAGGAGGCUUGCAGGGCACAAUGGGAGGCUCACUGGGCCAAAGAAGAGGAGGCUCGUAGGGCUAAAGAGGAGGCUGAAAAAAGAUUUGUUGAGAAAGACUACAAUGGAGCAUGUACCUAUGCUUUGAAAGCUCAGAUGCUUUGUCCCAGCUUGGAGGGUAUAAAAGAAAUGAAAGCUACAUUUGAUGUCUAUGCUGCAUCUGAGACAAAAUUCAAAGGGGAAACGGAUUUCUAUGCAAUUUUUGGUCUAAAACCAUCAGCCGUUAUGGCUAAACUCAUCAGACAAUUUACGGAGAUGUAUGGUCUACUCAACCCUUAUUGCAACAAAACUGUUGGGGCAGAUGGGGCAUUUAACCUUCUCUCGGAAGCAUGGAAUAUAUUGUCCGACCUAAGUGAACGAACCUCGUACGAUAUCAGGAGAAAUACUAGGGGUGAUUCCUUUUGGACAAAAUGCACCACUUGUAACGUUCAGUAUGAGUAUCUCCUGAAGUACGUGAACAAAAAACUAUCCUGCAAGAAUUGUCGUGGUGUUUUCAUGGCAAUCAACAAAGGGAUAGGACCUCCAGAUGGCUCGUAUCCUUUUCUUGAUUGUCAACAUUUUUCUGCUCCUGAAAACUGUUAUGCAAAUCAACGUGGGACUAUUACAAAUAUCCCAACCACAAAUGGAGUCGAUGUAUCUAAAUAUAAGAGGAAAUCGUAUUCUGGAUCUUCAGUGGAGGCUGUUGAUACAAAUAUAACCAUCCCUCUCGAGGCACACCCUAUAGGGAAUGGCAAUAAAAGCACGAGAUCUCUUCACGAGCCUUCCAAACUGGGCAAGCCUUCAAGCAGAAAGAGUCUUGAUGACACAGGCGUAGAAACUCCUUCAAAUAAUCUAUCAGAUAUGGGACCAUCAAUGUCAAAUUUUGACUCAGAAAAGUUAUUAAUUAAUAGGGCAGUGUCUGAAUUAAGAAAGAAGUUGCCAGAGAUAAGGAAAGCUGAUGCUGAAGUAGCUGCACUGAAGAAAAACCUAGCAAAUUUACCUCAGAAAGAAGCAGCAGCAGGAAAAUCAGUAGGAGAGGUGGUGGUGUCUAACAAGCCUAGUACUGCCGCAAUUUCUGGCACAGUUGGACUUCAAUCAAUGGUGAGGAGGAGGGCAUCAAUGCGCAUGAAGGUUCCUAUCUCUGAUUUUCACAAUUUUGACAAUGAUAGGUCUGAGCAAUGUUUUAAGGCGAAGCAGAUAUGGGCGAUCUACGAUGAAGAAGAUACUAUGCCACGUCUGUACUGUCUGAUUGAUCAAGUGAUUUCAGUCUCACCGUUUAAAGUUGCAAUCAGUUACAUGAACUCCAAAAUUGAUGCGGAGUUCGGGUCAGUGAAUUGGAUAGAAUCUGGCUUUACGAAAUCUUGUGGAAAUUUUAGGACAUCAAACAUUGAUGUGGUUGAAGAAGUGAACAUCUUUUCUCAUGUACUGAGGAGAGAAAAAACAACACGGGGAGGAUGCCUUAGAAUUUAUCCUAGGAGCGGAGAUAUAUGGGCCAUAUACAAGAACUGGUCAUCGGAAUGGAACAGGGAGACCCCCUCUGAAGUUAGGCAUCAAUAUGAGAUGGUGGAAAUUAUGAUGGAUUAUGAUGAAGAAGAUGGGGUUUGCAUGAGUCCACUGGUGAAAGUAGAUGGUUACAGGACUGUGUAUGGGAGGAACCCAGAUAAGGGUUCCAUUUGUUGGGUUUUGAAGAAGGAAAUGUUGAGAUUCUCACAUCGUGUUCCUUGUUGGCGAAUUAGAGGUGGAGAAAGGACUGAUGAUCUGCCAGAAUGUUGUUGGGAUCUGGACCCAGCUGCAACCCAUGAUGGCCUUAUCCUUCAACAGCAAGAAGAAGAAGAAGUUGAAGCUGAAGCUGAAAAACUUAAAGUGAUAUCUUAACUUAUACCCCAACCCCCAAUAGAUAAGAUUAUAAACUGUUUGUUGUUUCUUAUGAUUGUUUCUGACUGUUGUCUGAAAACUGUUGUUUCUUUGUUGUUGCUGCUGUUUUUAAUUUUGACAUGUGAGAAUUAUUCUAAUGUCAAUUAAAUUUGAAC
Molecule: messenger RNA, 2159 nt
Organism: Impatiens glandulifera
Lineage: Eukaryota; Viridiplantae; Streptophyta; Magnoliopsida; Ericales; Balsaminaceae
Exons: 2
Coding region: 1-2004 (667 amino acids)
Source: RefSeq, a predicted model, not a curated record